Meleagris gallopavo (turkey) is the source of this 5614-nucleotide messenger RNA. RefSeq names its product choline dehydrogenase (gene CHDH). The record is from RefSeq and is a predicted model, not a curated record. Gene Ontology annotation, molecular function: flavin adenine dinucleotide binding; choline dehydrogenase activity. Gene Ontology annotation, cellular component: mitochondrial inner membrane. NCBI's taxonomy places the organism in Eukaryota, Metazoa, Chordata, Aves, Galliformes, Phasianidae.
AUUCCUCUGCUCUCCAAACGCCCGCCGUACGCCUCGCUCUUACCCGCGUCACUACAACUUGUGAGGGCGCGUGAGGCGGACUUCGCCCCGCAGCUGCUCGUCGUGUUUCGAAACGGCGCAGAGUUCCCCCGACGGACUUCUUUCACGACGGCCGAAGAACCACAAGUUCCCGCGGACAGCCGCAGACCGCCUCCCACACAGGCCGCUCCCCCUGCGCUGGGUCGGGGCCGUGUGACGGGAUCCGGCCCCGAGUUUCACGGCGCCCGGCCCGCCUCCGCCUCGGGAACAGCGAGUAAUGGUUUCAAAGGGAGAAAGCAAGAGAAACACAUUUCAAACUGGCCUUACUUAUGACUUACGACUUAAAAAUGAGCUAUGAAAAUCUUGCCUGAGCACACAGCUAAACCUGUGUUGUUUGCAAGGUCGUCAGGCUUUUCUGAAGGGCAAAACACUGGAUUUUCUUCUAACUCUGCAAGAGUAGUGUUAUUAGUUAAGAUGUCCUACUUAAUCAAUGGAGUUAAACAUUGCAGUCCUGUGAAUCAGAUUCACAAAGUAACAGGAGCUCUGUUUAAAGCACACCUAUUAAGAAAUACAUGGGGCAUCAAGGAGCAACAAUUAAAAAUCUCAUGUGCAUUAUCUCAGCUUAGUUCUGAAAAGGCAAACUCUUAUAAUUAUGUCAUUGUUGGAGCUGGAUCAGCAGGGUGUGUGUUAGCCAACAGGCUGACUGAAGACCCUCACAGUACUGUACUGCUUUUGGAAGCAGGCCCUAAAGACACCCUUUUAGGUAGUAAAAGACUACUGUGGAAGAUUCAUAUGCCUGCUGCAUUAACUUAUAACCUCUGUGAUGAGAAAUAUAACUGGUAUUAUCACACAACUUCACAGAAGCAUAUGGAUAACAGAAUUAUGUACUGGCCCCGAGGAAGAGUGUGGGGUGGUUCCUCUUCUCUCAAUGCAAUGGUAUACAUUCGUGGGCAUGCAGAAGAUUAUAAUCGAUGGAGCAGAGAAGGGGCUGUAGGAUGGGACUAUGAUCAUUGCUUGCCCUAUUUUAAGAAAGCCCAGACACAUGAGCUGGGAUCAGAUCAGUAUAGAGGUGGAAAAGGACCUCUUUAUGUGUCAAGGGGAAAAACAAACCAUCCUCUUCAUCAAGCAUUCCUGGAUGCAGCCCAGCAAGCUGGGUAUCCCUUCACAGAUGAUAUGAAUGGUUAUCAACAAGAAGGAUUUGGCUGGAUGGACAUGACUAUACACCAAGGUAAAAGAUGGAGCACAGCUAGUGCUUACCUUCAUCCAGCUAUAUCACGUCCCAAUUUGUCAGUUACUGAGAAGACGCUUGUAACAAAGAUCUUGUUUCAAGGAACAAAAUCCAUUGGUGUUGAGUAUGUGAAAAAUGGACAAAGGGAAAAGGCUUUUGCCAGUAAAGAAGUUAUUUUAAGUGGAGGUGCCAUAAAUUCUCCACAGUUACUUAUGUUGUCUGGGAUUGGCAAUGCAGACGAUUUAAAAAAACUGGGAAUCCCUGUUGUAUGCCACCUUCCUGGAGUAGGCCAGAACCUUCAAGAUCAUUUAGAAGUCUACGUCCAGCACAAGUGCACGAAACCUAUUACUCUAUAUAGUGCACAAAAACCACUUAACAUGGUGAGGAUUGGUCUAGAAUGGCUUUGGAAGUAUACAGGUGAGGGAGCCACUGCCCACUUAGAAUCUGGUGGGUUUAUCCGAAGUCAGCCAGGAGUUCCUCACCCCGACAUUCAGUUCCACUUUCUCCCUUCUCAGGUGAUUGAUCACGGUCGGGUUGCUUCCACGAUGGAAGCUUACCAGGUCCAUGUAGGACCCAUGAGGAGUGCAAGUGUUGGCUGGCUAAAGCUGAAGAGUGCAGAUCCAAAGGACCAUCCUAUCAUUGAGCCUAACUACAUGUCGGAAGAAAGAGACAUUUGGGAAUUCCGCCAGUGUGUCAAGUUGACCAGAGAGAUCUUUGCUCAGAAAGCUUUUGAAAAAUUUCGUGGACCUGAAAUUCAACCAGGAAACAAUGUUCAGUCUGACAAAGAAAUAGAUGCCUUCAUAAGACAGAAGUCUGAUAGUGCUUAUCAUCCUUCUUGCACUUGUAAAAUGGGUCAGCCUUCAGAUAGCGCCGCUGUUGUUGAUCCCCAAACAAAAGUAAUUGGUGUUGAAAAUUUGAGAGUAGUAGAUGCCUCAAUAAUGCCCAGUAUAGUCAGUGGGAAUUUGAAUGCCCCUACUAUUAUGAUAGCAGAGAAAGCUGCAGAUAUAAUUAAGGGGCUCCCAUCACUUCAGGAGAAAAAUGUUCCUGUAUAUAAGCCCAAGACCUUGGAAAAACAACGAUAAACGUUGUCAUCCUUUCACAUUUUUGCCACUUAGAUUUUCAUCUGUGUGUUUGUAUCUCAAUUGGAAGGGCCAACAAAAUAAAUGCCAUAGAAAAAUACACAUCACAGUAAAGCAGCUACUAAUUUGGUCCAUCUUAUAUAAGAUUAGAUUGUUGUUUUUUUUUUAAUCAGUUGGCUCAAGCUGUUUAUUUUACUAUAGAAAAAUUCCUUAUGAUAUGUCUUAUUAUUUAAAGGAAGAAUUUGAACUGUUUUGAGAUUAUUACCAAGAUUACAGCUACUCAGUAAUUCCCACAUUCUGAAAAGUAAUUGCAAGCAUUUAUGUACUUACAGGCCAAACUAGUAGUAAGUGUCAGAAUUCAUAGAAGAGACACUUAACAUGUCCAGAAUUUGUAAGAUGUGUUUUUUAUGGGAAGAAUGCAUAAUUUACAAAUCUUUACUAGAAGUUGGACUUUACCAUACUUAGCACUCUUAACUUAGAAAAAAAGACAUAAAAUACAUUUAUCAAAAACUUUUUUUUUUCCUAAUAAAUGCAGAAAUAGAACUGAUAUUUAUAAAAACAUAUUGGAAAGCUGGACUUUCCCCUUGCUUUUUUUUUUUUUUUUUCAAGAAACACAGUAGAAUUCAGUUUGCAAUUUAAGCUCAUUUAGUUGUGCUGCUUUAUCUUGUACCAUUGUAAGGGAUCCACACACCCAAUAAUUUCCAUAAAGUUUCUGAUCUUUGCUCAAAGAUGAGUGCAUGCAAAUAUACUCAAUAGUGUCCAACUAUCAAUCAAAAAUGAUUAGAAAUAUUUAUAGCUGAGGUAGCUUUAAAACGGAAGUUCACUCAAAAUAACUACAUUAAAUAAGAUAUCACUGAUAUGAGGAGAGAUCUUUUUGAAUUCAAAGGCAAACGACUUACUCGUAUACCAAUGCUAUACUUCAGUUAGGACUUAAAUCUUUGCUAACUAUCUUCAAAUAUGUCAAACAAAUACAUGAUCUUCAUGGCUGUUUCUGUGUGUGUCUAACUUACUGGUGCUGAACUGAAAAACAAAGAAACAAAAAUAAUACACCUAAAGAAAUGGAAUUCAUUAACUGGAACCAAAUUCAUUCAAUUGUAUGGAUUUGUUAAGUAUUCCAAGCUAACUUCAGACUAAGUAACUAUUAAUUAUAAAGCAAAUGCUUCUAUACCUUCAGAUUGCUCAGUACUUCCUGUGAACAGAAUAUGCUUUUUUUUCCCAGAAAAAGUGAAAUUUUACACCAUUUGAGCAAAUUGAAAAGAAAAAAAAAUUACAAAAAGGCUGCUGACUCAGAUGUUGGCUAGAGGGACAACUGCAGAUGUUUAGGGCAGAUUUUUCUACCUAGUGCUGCUGCAAAGUAAUGAUUGGAAGCCCUGCUGCGAGCUGAGGGAAAGGACUUAAUUGAUCAGAGUAUAAGAAAUAAAUAAAAAUUUUGAAGAUGGAAGGGGAUAGAAGUGAACAUCACUCCCAAAGGAAACAGGUAAACCCUUUCUAUGUACGACAUAUAUUUGCCUGGAAUUUGUGGAACAAAAAGAAUAUUUUAAGUCAGAGGUGAUUGAUUGGCUGUAUUCGUAAGACAAUUCACCUGACACAACUGUGCCUUUAGGGAGAGCAUGAAUUAUGUAUAAUGUACCACUUUUAUAGCAACUAAAAGCUUUUAUUCAGCAGCUAUUCUUCUGAGAUCUUCAUUUAAAGAGAUUCACUAUAUCUUAGUGUCAUCUAGAAUAUGAGCUGUUAAAGAUGUUGAGAAUAAUACCAGUGAUGAGACUCACCUCAGUCCUGUGCACUUGAGAGCGGAAGAAAUUUGGAAAGAUGUAACAGUGAAGUUCUCGCAUUUGCAGAUUGACAACAUGGGUUUCCAAUCUAGACAUGCAGCAUGGGAAUUGUUAUUAUGCAACUGCGGAGGAUUAUCUAGUUGCUAUAUUACAUAACUUAUUGCUUGAACACACAGAGCUGUCAUCUGCCAUUAUUUCAAAUUCUGAGAGAUUAGGAAAUAGUGAGGUUAGAUAAACAUAUAGAAUUGCAUGCGUUUUACAUUCACGUGUCUUGCUGCUUUUUGCAAUCAAGGUAUGCUUUGCUGCAUUAUGUAAUCAGACAAUCAGGCAUUUGUUCUGAACCAUCAUCUUUUGUCACAGUUCUAAACAUACAGUCCUUGCAAGUUAUUCCCCUUCUAAACAUUUGAAGAUUUUUUUCACUGCUGUGCAGCUGUAGUUGCCUUAUUAAUUUAGACCUCACUGCUACAGAACUUCAUGGCUCCUUCAUGCAUUCCUUUGAUGUAGUCCUAAGGAAAUUCUUUAGGUAUUUGCAAAUGUUGUCCUGGGAUAAUCUUUAGGUAGCAACAAGCAGCCAUUAGAUUCUCCUGCAUUCUGUGUGUCUGCUGGGAUUGAAUUUCUGUUAAAAUUGUUCUUACUCCUAGCAGAGUUCAGUCUGCUAAAGGUACUUAGAACAGAUACAAAAUGUUCUAAUGCGCUCUGUGGAGCACUGGGAGCCUGCAAGUUAAACAUCAGCCAUCUACACACCUUAUGAAUGAUGCUGAUCACAGGACAUUAUUUAACAAAAUAUGUUAAUGUGUUGGUUAAACAUAUAUUAUUUCCAUUUCUAUUCAGAUACUUUUUCUAUAUAAAAGCAGAUGAUAGUAUAUUAUGUAUUCAAGAAGAGUUCACUGUAAAAUUUUUUUGAUGUAAGAAUUGGAAAGUUCCUAGACCUGCCAGCCUGACUUCAACCAGCAAUGGUACUGUGAGUGCCAGCACCAGCAUUUCCAUGGGAACUGCUUGCUGUGGGUGCUUCGAAGACAGCUGGAUGAUUCUGGCUGGGGGCAAUAAGAUUAAGAAAGGUGACCAAACUCAUUUCUUUCUGUACUUGAAUCUCAGUUCAAAUUGCUUUAGCAUGAGAAGUGCUAUUAAAAGCAGUAGAAAAUAGCAGUAUUUGUAAAACUGCAUUUUGUCUCAUUUAAGGACACUCAGGAUUUUGUACACCGGAACUUCUGAUGUUUCUCCAGCUUAAAAUACUUUAAAAUACUUUUCAAGUGUAUGAUUUCAAUUACUCUACAACUAAGUAAGGCAACUGGGAAAGUAAAUAGUGGGCUUGUAACAGACAUUUUCUGUAACAGAAACAUAUUGAAGUAUUUAUAUAUCUUAUUAAAAUAAUAGUUACAUGACAUGGAUUGUUGGGAAAAAAAAUAAAAGCAUUUGUGCAUGUUAUUAAUAGUUCAAAAGUUACUGUAGAUACAACACAUCUUAUUGCAGUGUUCUUUUUAGUCUAUAUUGUUCUGUCAUCCAACCUCCAAAAAAAA